This is a messenger RNA of Acaulospora morrowiae, 2127 nucleotides long. The record is from the annotation of a GenBank genome assembly. Lineage: Eukaryota; Fungi; Glomeromycota; Glomeromycetes; Diversisporales; Acaulosporaceae.
AUGAAUUCUGUUCCACAAGUAGACGAGCUUGUAAAAGAAUACUUGUUAUUCAGGGGCUUUUCGGCCACUUUUCGCUCAUUUGAACAAGAAUGCAAAAAUGACAAAAAUAAGGGAUUUCAGGCCGAAAGAAUUAUCGACGAAUUAUAUUCCUAUGUCGCAAAUAGCGAUAUUAAUGGUCUACUUGAAUAUUGGAAAUAUCUCGAUCUGAGAUAUUUUUCUCGGUUAGAUGUUAGAUUUUUAGGCAGCGUUAAAAAAUUUGAAACAUCUCUUUUAAGGUAUUACCUUGUGUACGCGAUACAACAAAAACGCAGAGACAAAGUAUUAUUGUUCUUUGAUAGUUUCGGAACUGAGCUAAGUAAAAAUGCGGAAUGGUCUAAAUGGUUUGGCUUGCCAUUUUCCAAGAAUCCAGCGACUGACCCGAAUUAUGAAACGUUCUUUACUAAACAAUGGCUGGAUAAAUUCACAGUGUCAUUUCAUAAUUUCCUUAAUUCGAUAUUUCAAAAUAUGCCGCAUCCAAGCUUAUUAUGUUUUAACAUUGAUCGAUAUCACCGACACGCAUUGCAGAGUGAAAUAGAUUCACUACAGGGAGUGAUUGAAAAUCUCAAAUCUAAUAUUGAGAGCGCAGACCAGGAAAUCGCGUCCUUACGGCAAAAGGUUCAAUCGCGAGAAGCAGGAACCAAUGUCAGGUCACGGAGACGUGCAAAAUCAUUAUAUGAUUCAAAGGAGAAGGAUGUGCAAGAUAUACUCCGUCCUAUAUCCAAUGGGAAUCGUUCCUCUAAUCUCUCACCUAUGAAAUCAACGCCGAAUAACAAAGCCGAAACGAAUUCUGAAAGUAAUAACGGUUUAAAAUCGCCAGAAGUUUUUUCCGAUGAUCGAAGUAUGACACCAAUAUCAGAAUAUAAUUCAGAUGAUACCCAAGAACUUCCCGGCGAGGAUAUAAAUCCAUUCACGAUCCUCAGUCAGGAAAUAUAUCUCGAGCAUGCAUCCGGUAUCUCAUUAGCUAAAUUCUCCCAUGAUGGAAAUUUGAUUGCAAGUUGUGAUGUAGAUAAUAUUGUUAGGAUAUGGAACUAUACUGGUGCAAGUGCUGCUUGCAAGAUAAAAAAUGAUCCGAGCUCAAAUAUACUGUGUUUGGAAUGGGAAGCUAGGUCAGAUAAGCUUCUUCUGAUGGGCACAGAUGAGAGACAAGUUCGAGUGUAUAAUAGAGAGUUAAAAUCAGUAGUUCACGAAUUUCAGACGGAAGAAAGAUUUCCCAGGGUUAAGCAAAUUAGCUAUUCUCCUGUGGAAUCUUUGUUCGCGUGUUCUGGUUCACCAAAGGGUUCUUCUGAUGAUAGUGCAAUUGGAUCUUUAAUGUUGUGGAACUUGAAAACGAUGUCACUAAAGAAUUCAUUCGUGCUUGAUCAUACAAUAUCGAAAUCUGGACUUCCCGUUGUUCCUAUAGAGACCAUCAAAUUUAAUCACAAUGGUCAGAUGCUUGUUACAGGUGACAGAGCUGGGUGUAUACGUAUUUUCGACAUUCGUUCCUUGUUACCAAUAAUGGAGUGGAAUCUUUCCAAAUUGGGAGCGGGAUCGAGUAAAAAAGGGAGUUAUAUAAUAUGCUCAUCUCAAUUUAGUUUUGAUGAAAACUCAAUUUAUGUUGUUGAUGAGGCUGGAAGCCUUACACAAUGGUCUGUUCAUAAACCAGGCCAUAUAAUUACAGAAUCCCAACUUGCCGGUUUCACAUCAACAUUCUCAUCAACGCUAAUCAAUUUUACCCCUACACCAACUAAAACAUUCCGUAAACGUACGCCAUCAAUGUCAUCUGUCAAGUCUACAAAAUCCAAUCGCUCAACAUCUUCAGUUCCAGCUAUAAUGAUUGGAAAUGAAACUACGCAUUUGAUGUCAACAUCACGUGUUCCAAUGGUGUCAUUUAGUGGAGAUACAGAGCAUGUGGUCUGCGUUGGUGGUGAUGGGGGGCAUCGAGGAGUGAUAUAUCAGACAUCUACUGGAAAUCAAGUACAAUUGUUAGCAUCACACUCUCAGCCAUUGACAGCAGUUGAUUGGACUACAACCGUGGGAAAUACGAUAUUAACGGCAGCUUCAGAUGGAACCGUGAGGGUGACCAAGAUGGUAACCACUACAAGUUCAUAA